Molecule: messenger RNA, 2373 nt
Organism: Penicillium nucicola
Lineage: Eukaryota; Fungi; Ascomycota; Eurotiomycetes; Eurotiales; Aspergillaceae
Product: pentatricopeptide repeat protein
Exons: 2
Coding region: 1-2373 (790 amino acids)
Molecular function (GO): protein binding
Source: RefSeq, a predicted model, not a curated record
AUGUCAUUGUGUCCGCACCUCGUCCGAACCCGCCUGACCGGGUUGCUUUCGCCGCAAUGCCGCAGCGCAGGCCGAUUGUAUCGGUACCCCGGGGCGCCAAAUCUUGGACAUAGAGUGCAGCAUAUCUCGACCUCCCGAUCCUUUGCGAUUUUAGAGCCUGGCGCAAAACACGAUGACCUCCGCAGCUCCGACAUCUCGCAGUUUCCGAACCACGAUCCCAAAAUCCCAUACCCCGAGGAGUCGAAUCAGUUCACAACGGAUGAAAAUGCCAAUGCCGUGGAGAACUCAACAUCGAAAAGCCGUCAAGCUCGGAGAAAUGUGGCACAACUCCCACUUAUGUCGAAGACGGAAAUACGGAAGAUUAUCCAUGCGCAAGGUCUUGCUCCCAGUCUCGUGAAUCCUAUAUCUAGGAGAAUCAACAUUGCAAUUCAAAAACAGGGCAGACCGUUGAAGAAGCGGUCACUAUAUCUCACAACGGUCAUGCGCCUAAACUCCAUAUAUACGCGCGAGCUGGGACUUCGUCAAUGGAAGCCCGCAUACGAAGCCAUCUACAAGGCCAAGGUAUACCAACGCGAGGUCAUCAACAAAGCUGUCCUGCCCACGCUACGAGGCGAUGGUGAAGCUCUGCUAGAAAUGGUCCGCAGUGACUGUCAUGGCAAAUUUCGAGAAAAGUGGGAAGCUAUGACGAGACCGCAGAAGGCAUUUGCCUGGCAGCGCCUUGCCAUUUGGCUGCUGCAGAAUGACCCUGCAUUGGCCUUGGAAUUUCUGCUUGUUACGACCGCGACUCAAGAAAAGCCGGACUUUACUCUGGUCGCUGAUUGUCUGAUGUACCUGGAGAGAUUUCAUUAUGAGGACUCGCUCGAGAAUUGGCGAAGCGGACAUCACACGUUCCAAUCGGUUAUUGAGACUUGCCUGAAUCCAAAGGAAUGGCCCAUAGUGCAACCCCCUCACAAAGGAUUCAGGCUCUUUAUUCGUCGCGCCAGCGCAAAUAGUGUCAAUGAGGCUUUUCGAAUAGUGAAGGAGAGAGGUAUCUUCAUGACUGCUGAAACAGCGCUUUGCUUCAUGAACCGAUUUACAGAAUUCAAGGACACACAACGGGCCUUGGAAUCCCUGGAAUUUCUCCCUAAGAUCAAAGACCCCGAAUUCGGCAUGAACUCUGAAGGUGUCACACGACACUGCUGCAAACUCUUGACUCUUGAUACUGUCGAGGAUAAAGACGGCGGACGCAAUUUUCGAAUUCUUCCUCAGUUGCUCAAGAUGGGUGUCAACCCUGAGCGGGACAUGAUGAACGUCGUGCUUGCCAAUGCUUAUAAAACUGGUGACCCUCAGCUAGGAUCUGAUAUGCUCCAGUUCAUGAAGAACCACAACCUCGAUUUCGAUUCCUAUACCUACUUAACUCUUCUCACAGACGCAGUCUCUCGAGGUGACCGAGGCCGUGUUGACGAGUUAGUUCAGGAAGUGGAGAUGCAAGAGGAAUUGCAAAAGAACCCAUACAUCUUCAGCAAAAUCUUCCACGCCCACUACACUUUUACCGCCAAGCACAUCGACCCUAAUACAGACCCUUCAGAGGUCUUCUACUCUAUGCUUGAAAUGUACAACAGACUCCAUGAUAUCACCCCCCUCAAAGAACUUCACAUGAUCCCUCCGCAAUACACCCAACCACCAACCCAAGCAAUCAGAGGCCCACCCUCCCCAGUAGCCCUGUUUCUGAUGAUUUCGACAUUCUUCCGCUGCAAGAACCGACAGAACCAUGCGCAUCGCAUGUAUGAACAGUUCCGCACUCUCGCACAGCAGGGCCACCCGUCCAUCGCCCCUCUCAUCGAGACCGACCAUGUCUACAACGAGUUCCUCAUUGCCUUCCGCAGAGCCGAUCGUGGACUACGAGGCUGUGUCCGUCUCGUGGAGGACAUGCUCGAUCCAUCAUCUAUGCCAAAGGAGACCGCAGAUGCCAACCCCCGAACCUGGACGAUCCUCCUCAGCGCCUUCAACUACCACCACCGACCCGACGCAGCCGAAAAGGUCAGACAAAUGAUGACCAAGCAUAACGUCCAGUACAAUGAUGUUACCUGGAACACCAUUAUCAACGGGUAUGCCAAUGCGCAGAAUAUCCCCGAGACCGCUGCUGCUAUCAAGAUGAUGGAGCAGCAGGGUUUCGCCAUUGAUCCUUACACCAUGAAGAGUCUACGCUAUCUGCGGGACCCUGAGCGUCUUUGGGUUUCCAUGGAGGAGUUGGAUGAUCAACACGCUCAGAGGGGAUCGACGCCUACUCCUGUGCAUCCUAUGCCGGAACCUACUUCUGAGGUUUACGUGGACACGAAGGAGCGUGAUCUGCUGAUUGAUCGUGGCCUGGAGAAAAUGAAGCCUAAGCUGUGA